Molecule: messenger RNA, 1452 nt
Organism: Suillus paluster
Lineage: Eukaryota; Fungi; Basidiomycota; Agaricomycetes; Boletales; Suillaceae
Exons: 5
Coding region: 1-1452 (483 amino acids)
Source: RefSeq, a predicted model, not a curated record
AUGAAUGUGUCUUCCACCUCCGAUAUUGAAAUAACCUUCUGGCACACUUGGGCCUUGACUGUCACUCAUGAGGCAUGUGAAUAUACUGAACAGAAAUUCAUUGCUGAGAAAACAGGAGGAGACCCAGUCAUACCUUCUCCUAAGCUAGACACCAAUCUGGUGAUGGCUUGCGAUCAAUUGGUGGAUUGCCUCAUAAAGGCAUAUAACAAUCCCAUUCAGAUGCAGAUUGAUAUUGCGAGAUACAGCAAAAUGAUCUCCCUGAAGGACACUGGACAUAAUGAAGAAAGAGAGGCGAAGUUGCUUGAGAGGUGUCCUCCUGGCCAUGAAGGUACAAAGUUGGUUGACAUACCCGCCACAGUUCUCGAUGCUACUGGCGCCAUCAUUGUGUGGUACCUCCUGGAUGCCCUGACGGAAACCACCCAGAAGGAAAUUCUGGCAGCCUCCGAUUUGCUCAGUCCAAGCCUUGCAAAAAGUGUAAAGGUUGAUGGGAGUUGGCGAACUAAUCAGGAUUGGUUCAAACCAAGCUCAGAAAAUGAUGGCACAUCUCCUGGAUGCAUCAAUCUAUCUCUGGCUUGGUUUCAACAGGGGCACAAGAAUCUGUCAGACCCGGCAGUAUCUGCCUCAUUGAAGGGACCAUUCUCUGAGAAUAUUCUCAAAGCCAUUGCCAGGCUGGCAGCCAUCGCAUCAGCCGCACUCAGGGUGAUGCAUCCUGAGCAGUACUGGGCAGGGAUACGAGCCUUUUUAAGCCUCAGACAAUCAGCUGAAAGCAAGAAUCUUCCAAGGAUGUCAGAGACCCUCCAGUACUGGGCAUCCGUGUUUAACACCCUCACCAUCAUUUCCAAUUGGCAAACCCCCAAUCAUCGAGACCACAAAUCCAUUCCUGAAUGCUUCGAUAUUCUCACCACCAUGGGUAGUUAUUUGAAUGCUCGCAUGAGUCUUGAAACACUGCCUGAGCAUCCUGCACCAGUAAUGAAUACAUUUGUGAUUGCCUUCCAGAGUAGCAAGCAUGACCCAGAAGGCGUUUCACCAAUGAUUCCCUCAUCCGGUCGCCCCAUUGCAUUGAUUUCCACAAGAAGAAAUUACAUGUCCAAUCCAUCUCCAAUUCCACCAAUAUCAGUUCUUCCUUCCAUCGAUCCCGUAGUGCCUUUGCCCGAAGCCAAUGAACUUGGUAAACUUCAUGCAGGUCCAGUCAGAUCGCAGGCAUUUGUCAAGCAAGCCGGUGUGGGUGAGGAAAAUAGACUCUGGGUGAUUCAGAAGUCUAACAAGGGUGCGAGACUUAUACUUGUCCCGAGGGGAUUGCUACUGGGUAGCGAGUCCUCAAAUAAGUGCGAGGAAACAAAGACUAGACUCUGUCUAGCGACCCGAAGGGUUCCGGUCCUUACUAGGACUGGGAACACAAAAAUGCGGAGGGUUCCCAACGAGCGGAACUCAGCGCGCGAUGAGCGGAACUAA